Molecule: messenger RNA, 1614 nt
Organism: Eimeria maxima
Lineage: Eukaryota; Apicomplexa; Conoidasida; Eucoccidiorida; Eimeriidae
Product: coatomer delta subunit, putative
Exons: 10
Coding region: 1-1614 (537 amino acids)
Biological process (GO): retrograde vesicle-mediated transport, Golgi to endoplasmic reticulum; endoplasmic reticulum to Golgi vesicle-mediated transport; Golgi localization
Cellular component (GO): cytosol; COPI vesicle coat
Source: RefSeq, a predicted model, not a curated record
AUGGUGGUCAUUAGCGCUUGCAUCAGCAGCAGAGUCCGGCCUCUCCUUGCGAGACAGUUUGUGGACAUACGCCGAACCAAGGUGGAGGGCCUGUUGCAUGCAUUUGUUAAGCUUGUGGAUUAUUCGGGUUCCGACCAUACUUAUCUCGAGACAGAAUCUGUACGGUAUGUAUAUCAGCCCAUUGAAAACCUCUACCUCGUUCUGAUAACGACGAAGAGCAGUAACAUUUUCGAGGACCUUGGCACCCUAAGGAUGUUCGAAACUUGUGGAGAGAGCCACGGAAUGGGCAGCCUCGAAGACAGCGUAGCGGCGCACGCUUUUGAUAUUGUAUUUAUGCUCGACGAGCUAAUUAGCGGCGGCUAUAGGGAGGCGCUUACGCUUCAGCAGAUCCAGUCCUACGUCGCCAUGGACUCUCACGAAGAGAAGCUGCAGAGAAUGAUCGCUGAGGGUAAGGAGAAGGAACAGGCAGAUAGACGGCGGGAAAUUGCCCAGAGGCUCGAGAAGGAGAAACAAGCGGCGAAGAAAGCAGGAAAAGGGCUGGACGCUGCUGGUUUUCGCACUUCCGCCGGAGCAACUCAGCUGUCUCGGGGUCCUCCCGCCGUAUCUGCCCCUCAAGAAGCCCCUCCUAGUGAACCGUACUGGGGAUUGUCGGCGCACAGUGGGGGGAUUUAUGGCGCGCAGCACCAGGCUUCCCCGUCGGUCACUCCAGGGGCAGCAAGAGGGAGCCAACAGUCAAAAGGCAUGCAGCUUGGGUUUAAGGCACCUGUUGGGGGAGUCGACAGUUCAUUGCAGAACCUCGUGCUCGAUGAACAGAUUAAAUCAACCGGUGAAUAUGCCGACGCUCAGCAUGAUCAAGUUUUAAACGACCCGCUAGCGGAUCCCGUAAGCAUUCUCAUUGAGGAAAAGGUUAAGGCGUCUUUGCAAGCCGAAGGAGUUGUCAAGGAGGUGGAGCUUCAAGGCACAUUUUUCGUUACCGCGAACGACCCAGAGCGAGGGUCUCUUGCGGCCUUCCAGUUAACGCCGGAGGACAAAAGAUUUAAGAUGAAGAGCCACCCGAAUGUUGACAAGACGGCUCUGUCCCAAAACAGCUUGCUGCAAGUCCGAGACCCAUCAAGGCCGCUGCCUCCUCAUCAGCCUGCACCACUUCUCAAGUGGAGAGUCAGCGAAAAGGAUGAGAGCUUGGUGCCGCUGACGGUGAGCUGCUGGCCGUCUACGACGCCCACAGGCACUGUACUGACUGUUGAGCUGGAGGUUACGGACACUUCGAAACGUCUAGAAGACGUUCGUGUUUCCUUCAUGUGUCCAGCCCAGGCAAACCCUGAGCGCACUUUUACUGAUGAGCAGGUACUGAGAACGGAUGCGGGAACAACGGAGCAUGACGGUGUUUCGGUACACUGGUUCCUUCCGGAAAUGGGGCAACAGCUCACAGCUGCGACCAUCGAGCUCAAGGCCAACGCCAGCCUGACCACUCUCAUGCCGUUCUCCGUAGAGAUGCACAGUAGGGACAGUAUCUGUAAGGUAGAGGUGCUCCAGUGCACUCACAUGGAAACCAAAGUGGAGAUUCCCUUCUCUCUUACACGCAAAGUGGACUACCUUCUUACUGUACAUCCUUAA